Messenger RNA from Lolium perenne, 1107 nucleotides. Lineage: Eukaryota; Viridiplantae; Streptophyta; Magnoliopsida; Poales; Poaceae. The record is from RefSeq and is a predicted model, not a curated record.
AUGCACUACGAAGGAGAUACAGAUGUAGAAGAGAUUUAUGAGGAGGAAGAAGAAGAGAGUGAUGGUGAUGAGUUUGGUGUUGAAGUGCCUAGGAGCAAAGCCUAUAGGGCAAGGAAGAAGGCUUUUGAUGUUGUGAUGGGAGAUCAGAAGGCACAGUAUACUAGGCUCAAGGACUACUUACAGGGAUUCUUGAAUGGUUGCAGGCCUUUCAUACGUGUUGAUGGUUGCUUCAUCAAGUUGACUACUGGACAACAGAUUUUAGCCGCAACUGGUAGAGAUGGAAACAACAACAUAUUCCCGAUUGCAUUUGGUGUUGUCGACAAAGAAGAUACUACUAGCUGGCUAUGGUUCUUAACCCAGCUUAGGUACUGCAUUGGAGAGUCAGGCCAAUUUGGAUUUAGAGGGCCAGAGCUGAAAAAAUAUAUGGAUGCAGCAAGUUACUCAUAUACCAAAAAUGGCUUUGAUCUUGCAAUGGCUGCAAUGAAAGAUGACUGUGAAGAGGCAUACAAUUGGCUGGCGCAAAUCCCUCCUAAAACUUGGGCAAGACAUUUAUUUGACACUAACUGCAAGAAUGACCUUGUGGUCAACAACAUCAGUGAAGUCUUUAACAAAAUGAUUUUAAAUGUGAGGAGCAAGCCAAUUAGAACAAUGCUUGAAGGAAUCAGAAACAAACUAAUGGUGAAGUACAAUCGAACAAGGGACAAAGCAGCAAAAGCUAGAUGGGAGAUCACUCCUUUCUAUUCUGAGAAGCUAGCUGAGGCAAAGAGGUGGUCCAGAGAUUGUACUGCUAAGGUGACAGAGGAUGGUCUUUGGCAGGUGACAAGUGUUAGUGGAAGAAUUGUGGCCGUGGAUCUUAAGAAACACUCUUGUUCUUGCAGAAAGUGGGAUCUCACUGGUAUCCCCUGCAACCAUGCAGUGGCUGCAAUCAUGAAGUUGUCACAACAUGCCGAAGAUUAUGUGCACGACUUCUUCAAAAAGCCAAUGUACGAGAAGGCUUUCUCGUAUACAGUUUACCCUGUUCCUGGACCUGAGGACUGGAAUACAACAGACACGCAAGAUAUCGACCCACCUGUGUUUAGGGAUAGGCCGGGAGGAAACAAACCGUGA